AUGGCUGAAACCAAAUCCAAGAUUCUCAUCGUCGGAAGCACAGGCUUCAUUGGGAAACAUCUUGUCGAAGCCAGUGCAAAAGCCGGUCAUCCAACCUUUGCCCUGGUUCGAGAACCCACCCUUUCAAACCCAGCCAAGUCCAAGAUCAUCGAAAGAUUCAAGAUUUUGGGCAUCAACUUCGUCUUGGGUGAUCUCUAUGACCACGAGAGCCUUGUCAAGGCGAUAAAACAAGUCGAUGUGGUGAUUUCAACAGUGGAUCACUCGCAAUUGGUAGAUCAACGCAAGAUUAUAGCUGCAAUUAAACAAGCUGGCAAUGUCAAGAGAUUUUUCCCUUCCGAGUUCGGAAAUGAUGUAGAUCGAGCCCAUGCUGUUGAGCCAGCGAAGACAAUGAUUACUGUAAAAGCCAACUUCCGCAGAGAAGUUGAGGCAUCGGGGAUUCCGUACACUUAUAUCGUUGGCAAUUUCUUCUCUGGCUACUUCUUGCCCACAUUGAAUCAGCCCGGAGCCACUGCCCCUCCUAGGGACAAAAUCGUCGUUCUAGGGGAUGGAAACACCAAAGCAAUUUUUAACAAGGAACAGGACGUUAGUACUUAUACUAUUAAGGCUGUGGAUGAUCCGAGAACCUUAAACAAGAUUCUUUACAUCAUGCCCCCGGGCAACACCGUCUCCUUCAACGAAAUUGUAUCUCUCUGGGAAAAGAAGAUCGGCAAGACUCUUGAGAAGAUAUAUGUUCCAGAAGAACAACUCCUCAAGAAGAUUCAAGAGGCUGUGGAACCAAUCAAAUCGCUACUAUGUUAUGGUCACUCAGUGUUCGUGAAAGGGGAUCAUACUAACUUUGAGGUCGAGCCUUCAUUCGGAGUCGAAGCUACUGAACUGUACCCUGAUGUCAAAUACACUUCAGUGGACGAGUAUCUCAACCAGUUUAUUUGA
This is a messenger RNA of Argentina anserina (silverweed cinquefoil), 930 nucleotides long. Its product is annotated as phenylcoumaran benzylic ether reductase Pyrc5-like. Gene Ontology annotation, molecular function: oxidoreductase activity. The record is from RefSeq and is a predicted model, not a curated record. Lineage: Eukaryota; Viridiplantae; Streptophyta; Magnoliopsida; Rosales; Rosaceae. The transcript is spliced from 5 exons. The coding region runs from base 1 to 930 and encodes 309 amino acids.